This is a messenger RNA of Medicago truncatula (barrel medic), 1427 nucleotides long. RefSeq names its product peroxisomal adenine nucleotide carrier 1. Gene Ontology annotation, cellular component: peroxisomal membrane. Lineage: Eukaryota; Viridiplantae; Streptophyta; Magnoliopsida; Fabales; Fabaceae. Gene Ontology annotation, biological process: fatty acid beta-oxidation; ADP transport; ATP transport. The record is from RefSeq and is a predicted model, not a curated record. Gene Ontology annotation, molecular function: ADP transmembrane transporter activity; ATP transmembrane transporter activity. The transcript has 5 exons. The coding region runs from base 60 to 1016 and encodes 318 amino acids.
CUCGUGUCAUUCAUAAAGAGAAAAACAAGAAGAAACAGAAGAGGAAGAGGAAGAGGAAGAUGAACGUGGAUCUGGAAUCCUUGGCAGAAGCCACUUCUGGAGCCAUAGGAUCAUUGCUUAGCACAACAAUUCUCUACCCUCUUGAUACUUGCAAGACUAAGUAUCAAGCUGAGGCACGUUCUAAGGGUAACAGAAAGUACAAGAAUCUCUCUGAUGUGUUAUGGGAGGCAAUAUCUAACCGUCAGAUUCUUUCCCUUUACCAGGGACUUGGAACAAAAAAUCUUCAAUCCUUCUUUUCACAAUUUGUCUACUUUUAUGGUUAUAGUUACUUUAAAAGACUGUAUCUAGAAAAAAGUGGAUAUAAGUCCAUUGGAACAAGAGCAAAUUUGUUAAUUGCUGCUGCUGCUGGGGCUGUCACUGCCAUCACAACUCAGCCCCUGGAUACAGCCUCUUCAAGGAUGCAGACAAGUCCCUUUGGAAAGGCUAAAGGGCUACUGAGAACCCUUACAGAAGGCACAUGGAGUGAUGCAUUUGAUGGCCUUAGCAUUUCCUUGAUGCUCACCUCUAACCCUGCAAUUCAGUAUACAGUGUUUGAUCAGCUGAAAAACCGAGUACUGACAAACAAUCAAACCAUAGCUGAGAAAGGAGUAUCUCCAGCAUCGCUGUCUGCGUUUAUGGCCUUUCUUUUAGGUGCAGUUUCAAAGAGUAUUGCUACCUGUCUAACAUAUCCUGCUAUCAGGUGCAAAGUCAUAAUUCAAGCUGAAGACACGGAUGAAGAAUCUUCCAAAAAACUGAUAAAAUCACCGAAAACUGUGUCCAGUGUUGUCAUCGGAAUAUGGAAACAGGAGGGCUUAUUGGGCUAUUUUAAAGGAUUGCAUGCUCAGAUAUUGAAAACUGUUUUGAGCUCAGCAUUGCUCUUGAUGAUCAAGGAAAAGAUCUCAGCCACUACUUGGGUCCUUAUACUUGCAAUUAAAAGGUAUCUAUUACUCCCAAAGGGUAGGGUUAAAAACGUGUAAUAUAGUCGUUAUUGGAGGAAGAAGCUUCGAUGCAAUGUGUGCAUUUUGACAAAUACAUCCAUUUCGUUUGAGCUGAGACGGAGUUCUUUUUCUGGCUUCUCUUUGGUCCUAUGCCCUUCGCUUGUUGAUGUAGAACAACUAGUCCAAGAAUUUACGCAAAUGCGCAAUAGACCAUAGCAAGGCUGAAAGUCUUAAUAAAAUGCAUUCGAGUUUUGAUUUGUUAUAUUUCAUAUAAUAAAUAAUAAUGUUACGUCUUAGUUUUUGUUUAUAGUUGAUUUUUUGGUAUGUUGUGGAAGUCCUACAUCAGAAGGAUAUAAGUUAAGAAUAGUUUAGGUGCUUCAUAAAUAAAAUAAGCACCCUCUUCAUGUAGUAACUUCAGUUUCAGGUUAAUAAAGUUUGUUAUUUUUCUUA